This is a messenger RNA of Polistes dominula (European paper wasp), 2090 nucleotides long. RefSeq names its product sodium/potassium-transporting ATPase subunit beta-1. Gene Ontology annotation, molecular function: ATPase activator activity. Gene Ontology annotation, biological process: intracellular sodium ion homeostasis; potassium ion import across plasma membrane; intracellular potassium ion homeostasis. Lineage: Eukaryota; Metazoa; Arthropoda; Insecta; Hymenoptera; Vespidae. Gene Ontology annotation, cellular component: sodium:potassium-exchanging ATPase complex. The record is from RefSeq and is a predicted model, not a curated record.
CCUAGGGCGGUAAAGUAAGAAAUGUCUCAGAGCACAUGUAAUUGUUGUCUUAGGCGAAGCCGAGGUCAACAAACAUGUGCUCUAAGGCUUUCUUAUUUACUGCCCAUGGAAUAGGUUCAUUCGUAUGCAUAGAAUUAAAUAUUUUUGAUCGAUGUACAAUGACAAGGGGAUUCACCUUAUAUGAACAAUUGCUAUAUUCACAAUCAACAAAAAUAAUUGAUUUAUUAUUAAUAAAUAUACAACAAUUACGAAAUAUAUUUAUUUUAUGUGCAAACGAUGAUUAUUUUACACGAUGAAGCUUAUUACAAAAGUAGAAAACCACAACCGGAUUUAGGCCGGGUUGGUAAUUUGUUGCGAUUCAUUUGGAAUGGUGAAGAAAAGACAAUAUUUGACAGAACUGCAAGGGAAUGGGGCGAAGUGGUCAUCUUUUACUUCUUCUUUUUUGGUGUGCUUGGUGCAAUUUUUGCAUUACAAAUGCAUUUGAGUCUUCUGCAUAUAAAGGAUAUAAAAAAACCAUUCUUUAUAUACAGUGGCUUGCUUAACGUUAGAAAUCUUGUUCAAGAUCUUCGUUUAUUGCCAACAUCUCUGUUUAUUGAAAAUCCAGGAAUUGAUUACAAACCAAACAUUCCAUUACCUCUUACUUCACCGAUCAUUUGGAUAAGCGAAAAAGACAAAAAUGCUCGAUCCAAACGAUAUGCUCAAGCUUUAACAGACUUUUUAAAAGAUUAUAAAAUGAAUACCUCCCAUCAAGAAUUAAAAUGCAAUAAGGGUGAAUUGAGAGUAGAUAAUAAGUUAAAGCCUUGUUUUUUCGAUAUAAAGAGUUUGGGUACUUGUAGUAAACCUCCUUACGGAUAUACUACACCAAUUCAACCUUGUGUUCUAAUUAAAUUCAAUAAAAGACUUGAUUGGAUUCCACGUUAUUAUAAUCGGUCUUCUGUGUUACCACAUAAUAUGCCAAAUCUGUUGAAAAAUAUCAUUAAGAAAUCGGAACAAGUUUACAUUUGGUUAUCUUGCAGUGGAGUAGACAAUAUAGACAAGGAACAUAUAGGAAAGAUUGAAUAUAUUCCUAAUCCUGGCUUUCCCAUUGAAUAUUUUCCAUUUAGGGGACAAAAAGAUUACGUAUCUCCUAUUGUUGCUCUAAAAUUUCCAAAUCUGACACCAAAUAGACUAUUGACAGUACAAUGUGUCGUGUGGACUUCUAGUUUAGUGCAAUCCUCUAGCUACUAUUUGGAUUUUCAAAUAAUCAUAGGUAAAACAUUAUAUUUAGAAAAUCUAUAAAUUGCUAAGAUUUAAACGUUGGUAUAUAUGUAUACAUAUUCACAUAGAAAUAUAUGUGUAUAACCAUUUUUAUUGCAGAAAAAUAAUUGGAAGAAUUGAAGACAUUAAAGAAAUAAGUUCAAGUUAUUAAAAUAGAACUAAAUAAAACAUAUUUAGUUAAUUUAGCAUUUAAUACAGUUAGCGUUAUAUGACUUGGAAACUAGUAAGUAAUAUACAUACGGAAUUUAACAAAUAAAGUAGUUAAAAAUAAAAAUAAAACGAUGAUAAAAAAAGAAAGAAAAAAAAAAUAUCUCCUUUAAUGAGCAUCUGUAAUUGUAAGCAUCUGUAAAUUUAUUUGAAUAUCUUUUUGCAUAGGAAGGAACGAAAAAACAAUUUAUCUCAAAUAUAAAACAUUCAACGCGCACAAUCAAUCACUGGUGUGUAUUGUAAUGAAAUAACAUGAAGGUAUAUUAGCGGGCACAGCAGCGAUUGCAACACCAAAUUCCCUACACAAUUACAAUAUGUUUUAUCGAUUAGUACUAUAGUAUACUUUACUACUUAGAUACGUCGCGUAUGAAAGAGAAUAAAGUUUCUAUCUUUGAUUUUAACGAAAAUAAUGUAAGUCAACGUCAAAACGUUGAUAAUUGAUUAAAAAAAAGCGUUAAACGUUAGUUUCCGUUCUUAUCUUGUUUCUUUGGGAACGAUUGCAGCACCAUCAGCGGAUUUUCUUAGGUGAUAGAAGUAAAGUGGGGGCGCGAUGGAAGGUUCGCUGUAGUGAUUACGUCGGCAGGAGUGUUGACGUUUAUUUGAAGGAUACGGAAGCUAUGAAUAGU